Messenger RNA from Penicillium robsamsonii, 708 nucleotides. RefSeq lists its product as uncharacterized. NCBI's taxonomy places the organism in Eukaryota, Fungi, Ascomycota, Eurotiomycetes, Eurotiales, Aspergillaceae. The transcript has a single exon. Gene Ontology annotation, molecular function: double-stranded RNA binding. The record is from RefSeq and is a predicted model, not a curated record. The coding region runs from base 1 to 708 and encodes 235 amino acids.
AUGUCUUUCUACAAAGUACCAAACCCAAAAGAAGAUGCUAGAGCAGUGUUCGAAGUUCUGAAACGGGGUGGUAUCGCCAUUAUUCCGAUGAGCGUUGGCUACGGAAUAACCGCGAUCGAUCCGGAUGCAUUAGACCGGAUUUUCCGAACGAAACAACGAGAACCACACAAGCGACAUGCAAUGGUUGGCAGUUACCUUCUGCAUCGAGAUAUUCAUCUUCUUCCCCCACAGGAAGCCGAUAUAGUCAGACUCUUGACUGUAGACUUGGAUCUUCCUCUUGGGGUUGUUGCGCCAUAUCGGCUUGACCAUCCCGCAAUUCAAAAGCUUCCACCAAAUAUAUUAGCACAAAGCGUUGUUGAGAACACUCUGGCAAUGUUGGUCAAUGGAGGCGCUUUGCUAGACGAAUUGUCUCGACUUGCUACUCUAGAGAAACUAUAUCUGAUGGGGUCAUCGGCCAAUAUCACCGGGAAUGGAGUAAAGAUAGCGGUUGAGGACAUCGAGCCUGAGAUCCUCAAAGUGGCAGAUAUAAUUAUCGAUUAUGGGAGACAAAAGUUUCACCACCCUCGAGCCUCUUCUACCAUGAUCGAUUUUAGAACAAUGAAAGUUAUACGAUACGGGGCUUGUUAUGAUGUGGUACAGGAUGCUCUCUGGCGAUUUUAUGGAAUCAAAUUGCCAGAUGAUCCUGGAACGUCAACUCGUUCGUCUUGA